GAGGUGCUUGAAAUGCACAGUAUUGAUGUCUGUUGUGCCUGAAAGCUAGCUCUCUCCUUAAUGCUGUAAACAGUUACAACAGACAAUUGGCUAACAGCAAUUCUUUGCUUCAAUGCCAAUAAUCUUUCCAGUUUUGCUAACAUAAUCAGUAGAUGUAUCCUAUCAAUAUUUAUACUAACAUCUAACUAGGAUUAGUUGAGUUGAUAUUCAAGGUGUCCAGUGAUGCUGCUGGAGGUCAGGAUUGAAACUGAGCUAUCUGUUGAGUGUAGCAUACAAUGUAACUGUAUUUAGCUGAUGUAAAUAAAAUAUUUUUGGGUUU
Molecule: messenger RNA, 319 nt
Organism: Rubroshorea leprosula
Lineage: Eukaryota; Viridiplantae; Streptophyta; Magnoliopsida; Malvales; Dipterocarpaceae
Source: the annotation of a GenBank genome assembly